UUAACCAAUCAUGGUUUAAGAAUAGACCCAUGCCUCAUAUUAUAUGCCGAGAGAUCCUUACUUUCAUCGACCUUUCCAAGGCCCUUUUGUCAUUGUACGGUUCCUUGUCGGAAGGUCGACUGAUAUUGGUUUGAUUUGAAAAUGGUUUCACCUCCUGGUCCAAGCGAUGGAAAACCUAACUAUAAAGUUGCUGACAUAUCAUUGGCUGACCUUGGACGCAGGUACAUCAAUCUUGCUGAGCAUGAGAUGCCUGGUUUAAUGAUGAUGAGGAAACGGUAUGGUGCUGAGCAACCAUUAAAAGGAGCAAGAAUUGCUGGCUGUCUACAUAUGACAAUUCAGACAGCUGUUUUAAUUGAAACUCUAAAAGAACUUGGAGCUGAGGUUCAAUGGUCAUCUUGCAACAUAUUUUCAACUCAAGAUCAUGCUGCAGCUGCUAUUGCUAAAGCAGGUUUUCCUGUUUAUGCAUGGAAAGGAGAGACUGAUGAAGAAUAUUUGUGGUGCAUUGAGCAAACUUUGAUAUUUCCAGAUGGUCAGCCGUUAAACAUGAUAUUAGAUGAUGGUGGUGAUUUAACAAACCUUGUUCAUGUUAAGUAUCCAGAACUUUUGGCAGGUAUACGAGGUCUAUCAGAAGAAACAACAACUGGAGUUCAUAAUCUUUACAAAAUGUUUAAGAAUAAUUUACUAAAGUGCCCUGCUAUUAAUGUAAAUGAUUCUGUAACUAAAUCCAAGUUUGAUAAUUUGUAUGGAUGUCGCGAGUCUCUUGUUGAUGGCAUUAAGCGUGCUACUGAUGUAAUGAUAGCUGGAAAGAUUUGCACAGUUGCAGGUUAUGGAGAUGUUGGAAAAGGAUCAGCAGCAGCACUUCGUGCUUUUGGCGCUAGAGUUAUUAUUACAGAAAUUGAUCCUAUCAACGCAUUACAAGCAGCUAUGGAAGGUUACCAAGUAACAACUAUGGGUGAAGCUUGUUCUCAGGCACAUAUUUUUGUUACAACAACAGGCUGCUCGAGUAUUAUUAGACCUGAACAUUUUCAACAGAUGCGAGAUAAUGCAAUAGUUUGUAAUAUUGGGCAUUUUGACUGUGAAAUAGAUGUUAAAUGGCUAAAUGAUAACUGUGUAAAGGAAACAAUUAAACCACAGGUUGAUCGUUACCUUCUUCCUAAUGGUCGCCAUGUCAUUGUUUUAGCUGAAGGCCGACUUGUUAAUUUGGGUUGUGCUCAUGGUCAUCCUAGUUUCGUUAUGAGUAAUUCGUUUACAAACCAGGUUUUAGCACAGAUAGAAUUAUGGAAGAACUCAAGUAGUUAUGAAAUCGGAGUUCAUAUGUUACCAAAGCAUUUGGAUGAAGAAGUUGCUCGUCUACAUUUAGAGCACCUUAGUGUUGAUCUCACUGCCCUAACAACUCAUCAAGCUGAUUAUCUUGGUGUUCCAGUACAAGGACCUUAUAAGCCCAACCACUAUAGAUAUUAAUUUUUUAUAUAGAAACAAAUGUAUACUAAUCGAUUUAAAUAAAUUUUUAUACAACUC
Hydra vulgaris (swiftwater hydra) is the source of this 1518-nucleotide messenger RNA. RefSeq names its product adenosylhomocysteinase. Gene Ontology annotation, cellular component: cytosol. Gene Ontology annotation, biological process: L-methionine cycle. NCBI's taxonomy places the organism in Eukaryota, Metazoa, Cnidaria, Hydrozoa, Anthoathecata, Hydridae. Gene Ontology annotation, molecular function: adenosylhomocysteinase activity. The record is from RefSeq and is a predicted model, not a curated record.